AUCUUAGUGUCUGUGUUUAUUUGUCACCAUACUUUACGUAACCAAGAACCGUUACAGGGGCAUUGACAAGCCGCCGGCAUCCUGUCCUCGCUUAGGCCACUAGAGAGCGUGACCCUCAGGUAAAGUCAAGUAACGUGAAGUUGACACCUUGCUCUGGAAAAAUGUCAAGCAAGCUUGAUUAUGACUGCUGUUUUACAUGCCCUCGAACACUUGUUGGAAGCAGGAGUGUAAAGGGCAUUGCUCGUCUGCGACACACUGGCACACAAGUGUCCGAAGUUGUAAGGGAAGUCCUAGAAAAAGAUAUUUCCUUUGUGAAUCUCUGCUUCCGGUGCUACCGUCUGAUGCUUGGAAUAGAUUAUCAUAAAAGAGAACUGAAAACUUUAAAAGACAAAGUUUUAAAACUUUAUAAUGAAAAAAUCAAUAUUCACAGAAAUUUAUCAAAAAUUGAUGAAUCAAAAGAAACAGAAAUUGCUGGCAGUGAGAGAGAUAAAACUCUAUUAAUUACAAAUGUGUUGUCUGAUGAAGGAACCGAGGAACAGUCUCUAUCAUCUUUAAAAUUUUCAGAAACAUCUUCAUCUAGUGACCAUGUGUAUUACAAAAAUGUGAUUGACAACCAACUUGAAAACUUUAGUUUUAUUGAAUCAAAAACUAAAAACUACAGGGAAGCUGGGAAUAUUAUACAGAGGUCACGAUUGUGUGAAAACCAGGAGCAGAAAUUAAAAUGCCUUGUGUCGGAAGAAAAUUUAGGGAAAGAUAUUAACAUUAAGCCUUGCAUUCAAAAUAGUUCAAAGUGUGAAACAGAAAGUAGUAUUAAAGAAAAGGACAACAAAUUAAUGUUAGAUGAGUUACCACAAGUCCAAUCAAAGAGAAGGAAAAUAGCAAAGAAGCUGAAGGAUUUUGAAUAUUAUUCAGAUAAUAAUGCCAAAGGCUUGGAUUUGAGUUUAUCUAUGACCAGUGGAGAAGAUUCAGUAUGCGAGAGUGCUAAAUUAAUUAAUAGCAAAAUUAAAAUUAACUGCUACUUGUGCAAUAGAGACUAUACUACAAAAAAAGAUUAUAUUAAUCAUGAAUGUUUUAGGAAGAAAAGGAAAAGAAAUAUGUCAUACAUUUGCAAAGGGUGCCAGAGUGUGUUUGUUGUAAGAAAAGAUUAUAUUAAGCAUACUGAAUUCUGUUACAAAAAUGUGCCAGUCAAGUGUCAUAUUUGUUUGAUGAGACUCUCCAGUGCAGCAUACUUACCACGACAUAUGAAGUCAUUUCAUGAAGAAUUAACAGUAAUUAAACAAGGAUGUCUGUGUGAUCAAUGUGGUCGAAGCUUCAGCAGGAAAGAAGCCCUUGAGCGGCACCAAGCUCGUGUUCAUGGGGUGUCACAUGGAACUCAUCAGUGUUCUCAGUGUGGCCACACUUUCCCACACACCUCCCUCUUGGCUGAACACUUGAGGGCACAUAAGGGCUACACUUGCACUGAAUGUGACAAGAUGUUCAGUUGCAUGUCCAAUCUGACACUCCACAAGCGAGCACAUCAUCAGAAAAAAUCAUUAUUUCACUGCUCUAGCUGCAAUAAACAUUGGAAGUUUCAUGGCAGUUAUACCUAUCACAUGCGAAAGGUUCAUGGAUUUACUCAGCACAAAUGUUCAAAAUGCAAGACCCACUUUUCUGCUGAGGAAGCUUUACAAAAGCAUGAAGAGGACUGUGUGAAGAAUUCAAUAGAAACUGGUAUGAGAUACAUUCAUUCUAAGAAUACUGAAAAGUCAAAACAAAGUGGAAAGGAAGAUGAACAUCAGGAUACCAACAAUACUGUAGAAAAAGAUGUUGGAGGAAUAAAGAACGAUUUGGUUACUGGUGUGAGAGACAAGCAACUGACAGAUGCAGUAAAACCAAAUGGAACUUGUGGUGAUUAUAAACAGGACAAUGAUGUCACUAGUCAGACCUCCUCAGGUGACAGCAUUGAAAGAAUACAGCUGUUGCCUGCAAAACUCACAAAAGAAAACAAGAUAAACCUUACAUGAAGCUGCUGAGCAUUUGUUUCGUAUCGUCAUUGACUCUCGAGUUGGCAAAGCUGAUGCAGGAGCAGUAUAGCGCAACCCAAGCACACCACUUCAACUGCAAAUGACAGCCCUGAGGUUACCUGAGGUUUCAAUCAACUUGCCUAAAAGGUCAACACUUCAAAAACGAAGGGUGAACAGGAGCACUGUCCAGAGCGAACGAUGCACUAGAACCCCUACCCCAGCCAGGAACCAGGAGAUAUGGAUCUACACAUGGCCCAAAGCUGGAUCCGAAGAACUCAACUGAAGCAGACUGAGGCUAAAAUACUGCACUGCCAGCUAUCAAAGAUUGAUCUACCUUCCCUUCCCGCCCAACCACUUGGGCUAGACAGUAGAGCGAAGGCCCAUUUUUUUGCAAGCCGGUUUUCAAUCCCCGACUGUCCAAGUGGUUGGGCACAAUUUCGUCCCCAUGUCCCAUCAAAAAUCCUUAUAUUGAUCCCUUCCAAAUGCUAUAUAGUUAUAAUGAUUUAGUGAUUUCUCCUAAUAAUUCCCUUCCCUUCCCUUUCCCUCCAGAAAGUAGAAAGGGUGUAAAAAGAGAGGCAAACCGCAAGGAAUACAACUAAGAAGAUUCCUGAUGAUCUAGAACUGCACGCUGGAAAGCACGACAGGCCGCAUAUAGUGUAAAUAUGCAACCACAUCCCACAGCAGCAGCUCAAACAACUAGAGCAAUGCUAUCAAGGCAAUCUUUGAAGACAACACAAAUGGUGAAACCAGCUGGGAAGAACCCUGCUCUAAACAUAAUUACACCUGAUCAACCAGGCUGUGACUCAUACGUCAGGCUGCGAGCAGCCGCAUCCAACAGCCUGGUUGAUCAGUCCGGCAACCAGGAGGCCUGGUCGACGACCGGGCCGCGGGGACGCUAAGCCCCGGAAGCACCUCAAGGUAACACUGAGAAGAGCUCCAGAGUUGCACAAAAAUGGAGACCCUAUGCCAAAUGGAUCUAAAAUUUGUGGUCCAACAUGAUCUAUUACAGUAUGUACUUAUCAUUUUGACAAUGGCAUAUGAUAGAGCAAUCAUUGGCAAACAAUUCCAUUUAAAAAUCAUAAUUACAGUAUAUGACAAUUAUUGGUGGUCCCAACAUAACAUAAUGACCAGGAUUUACACAAACUCAACCAUUCUUGACAUAAAUCCCAGUAAAUUGAGGGUACCGGUAGUAUAGUCGAGUUCGUUCUUGACUCGCAAUCUAGAAUUCUGGGUUCAAAUCCCAGGCAAGAUAGAAAUGGCGGGUGUGUAUCCUAUCACCUAAUGUACCUGUUCACCUAGCAGGAAAUAGGUACCCAAAAGUCAGUCAGCUUAUUGUGGGGUUGCAUACUGGGGAGGGUCAGUAAUUAGACCCUAGGGAUAGGGGGGAAAGGGGGGGGGGAACCUGGAUACAAACCUAACAUGUACUGUAUGUAUAACCUGGCUGCCAGUCCUCCAACACAAUGAAUUAUUAUUAUUAAUAAAUUAUUCGCAAAAAAUUCUUUUAUGAUGCGUCUUGAUUAUGGCAUAUGAUACUGAUCACGGAUAAUUUGGUAUUAAAAUUAUAGAUGUACACACACACAACUUUAUUGAAACCAAACAUUCAAAAGGAGAGAACUUUUUCACCAAGCUUGAGAGAGGAAAUGAGGAAGGGAUAGUCUCACACCCUCCCUCCCUCUUCCCCCAUGCCCAGCAUUCAGCCGACUGCUGUUGCUUUGUCACACUUUUGGCUCACUUCACGCUCAUGCCAUAAAUUUUUCAGUAAAGUGAAAAUGUAUUUUGACUUAAUUACAAUCUUCGGCACAAUAAUUACCGAAUAAUGGACAUCCAUGUUAGUCACAAGGGUUGAGUUGACGGUUCUCCAACCUCCUAUCAAUUAAAAAACUAGAAAGAUCAGACCUAUGUGACAGGUAUUGAAGUAUUAUUAGUGUGACUCCAACUGUACACACAGAAGAUGAUGCAAGGCACCAACAUGGCACACGAGUCAGAAUCAGACAUAACACACACUAAAAUACCCAGCAACAGGCCUGGCCACGUGGACCGAGUCCCAAGCAGUACUGAUGUAAUGGCAACUCAAAAGGAGAAGCCCUGACUAGGACAACACCCAGAAUCUUGAAAAAUAUUACUGGUGGGAAUGGGUAAUACAAACUAGCUACAAGGCAGAGAGUUGAGAAACUAAAUCAGAAUGAAUGAACAGCUAAGGGCACACAAGAUGGGUGCCUUAAACUGACAAGUGAAGCAUGAAUAUAAACAAUACAAAAAGCAUGGCUCCCACAGAAAAUGUUCCCAUGAAUGCCAACAUCACUUACAUACAAUAUACAGUAGUUCAUAAAAUAUGAGUUGAAAACAAAAAAAACUGAGCAAGCUAGUGCCAGGAUGAAUAGGGAUGAUAGUGGUAGACAAUAGGGAUGAUACCGUGGGCUUCAGAACAGACCCUAUAAUGCCAGAAACCCAAAACUUACUCUCAUCAUUAGACCACACAUGCUGAAGAUCAUGCCUAGUACAUUCAUGUAGUCAGUAGUUGGAUCUUCACCAGGGGCCCCUGGAGUCCCUUGUGCUGAUGGUUUGUACCUGUCAAUGGUCAAAUUACAUUAUAUUGCAGUUGGUAUGUAUAAAAAUGUAAUAUUAAUGUAUUAUUAUUAUUACUGUAUCAGUAAGGUGUUAUUGAUCAAAUAAGUAACAUUAAAGCAUGAGUGAGAAGGCAAAUAAAAUGAAUUCAAUAAA
Molecule: messenger RNA, 4724 nt
Organism: Procambarus clarkii (red swamp crayfish)
Lineage: Eukaryota; Metazoa; Arthropoda; Malacostraca; Decapoda; Cambaridae
Source: RefSeq, a predicted model, not a curated record